CUCUCUGUCUGCCUCCCUCCCCUCCCCUCCCCCUUUGUACAGUUCACUGAAAUGUAUGCUGGGAAGCUGAAAUAGACACAUAGAGAGACUGCAAAAAUGGCUGCACCAUGAGAAAAAAAACAAAAUACAAUUGCAAUCCAGAUACAGAAGGUCUGAUCAGGGAGCCCAGGAGUCCUCCUGCGGCGGCUGCAAGAGGGGGACCCCCAAAAAAGCUCUCUAUUUGAUUUUGUUUGUUUGUUUUGCUGGUUGAUCAGAGCAGAAAGAGAGAGAAGAGGAGAGAGAGAGAGGGAGAAAGGAAGGAGACCAUUAUCUACCAGGAGGGAGAGCAAUUAGAGGAAGCAAACCUUAAAGUCCAACAAAUAAAUUAAUGGAUAGAAAUUAUCCAACCGCUGGCUUUGGAGAUCCUUUGGGGGCUGGUACAGGAUGGAGCUACGACAGGACGGCGAAAGCAAGCUUGGUCUAUGGAAGCUCAAGGGGCUCCCACCCAGAAACGGAUAUUUUGCACAGACAGGCGUACGCAACACCUCACCCUCUGCAGGGAUACGCUACCAACCACCACCCAGCAGGAUUGUCUGGGUUGUUUGAGACGGGCCUCCACCAUGCAGGUAGUGGCACCCCAGAUGCUUCUGUGAUGAAUCUAAUAUCUGCUCUCGAAUCUCGAGCUCCUCAGCCUGGACCCUCUGCUUCCUCCCUUCUCUCUCAGUUCCGUACACCUUCAUGGCAGACAGCCAUGCACACCCCAGCGCCAGCAGAGCUCUUCAUAUCUGGGGCCAUUCCAGGAUCCGGUACAUUUCCAUCAUCCUCUGCCCUUUCUGCUUACCAGCACCCAGCAUCUUUCAGUGGUAGAAGCUUCCCUGUGACAUCUUCGUUGACACUUCAAGAUGCCACCUUCAGCCCAACUUCAAAUGGUCUCCUCUCUCCUCAUGAUCCACUUCUCCAUAUAAAGUCAUCCCAGUCUUCUGUCCCAUCUUCACUGAGUUUUGAUCGGCUUGGCAGCACGGUGUUAGGCACUGGACUACAGUCUCAGAGCUCAGCCUAUCGCAGUGCACAGGAAUCCGCUUCACGUCAUCUUCCCUCCCAGUUCAAUCUGCUCUCCUCCUCCCUUGGCCCCUCUGAACAAACAUCCCAGCUCUACAAUGCUUCUGUGUUCUCCAGCUCUCCAGCCUCUUCAAUUGAAAGAGCAAUGCCUCGACAAGACAGCGUUAUUAAGCACUACCAGCGGCCCUCCAGUGCCCAGUCCCAGCUUCCUUCAGCUGCAGCUGCUGCUCACUCCCUGCAGCACUAUCUAAGCUGUGGGGGUAGUUAUCAGCAAAUGUCACAUCGCUCCAGCUUGUCCUGCAGUCCAUUGGGGGACCAGUCACCUGUCAGCAGUGAAGGUUCGCAGCAGAAGAACUCGCAAGCACGCCAAGAGCAGUCUCAGAGCUACAGACCAAUAAUUCAAUCCCCGGGGUAUUCAACCUCUUCCUCUUCCAACAAGUCUAAGAGCUACUCGGCUUCUAGGCAGACUCCCCGAUCUACCGCCACUCCAAAGUGCCAAAGCAUUGCAUCCACCGGACAGUCGCACAACUACUCUUCCUCCACUCCAAAGCCCAGUUCUGUUAUUGCAAGCCAGUCUCAAGCGUACUCUCCCGGACAGCCGCAGAAUCUUCUUUCUAUGUCCCAGUCACAAAACUAUGCUGUCACUCAAUCGCAGAACCUUUCAGCUGUUACUCAGUCGCAAGGCUUUACAUCUAGCCAGGCCCAAGAUUUGACCAGUGGGAGCAAGUCUCAAAGCUAUACAACUAGCCAGUCACAAGGCUUGCAGACAUGUGUGAGCCAGAAUCAAACCUACUCUCCCGAGCAAUUGCAAGGGUUGUCAUCCGUGGGUCAGAUUCCAAGUUAUAGUGUCCAAACAGAGUCCCAUGUGUCUGCAAGCCAGGCUCCUAGUUAUGUUCCUGCUCAUUCUCAAGGUAUGCCAACUGCCAGCCCUUCCCUGAGCUACAGUACUGGCCAUUCCCCGGCCAUGUAUUCUUCUGUUAGCCAUUCCCAGAAUUUAUCAGAUUCCAGUCCCUCUCAGAUAAUUCGACCUCUACAGUCCCCUACUUCAAGUCGAUCGCAAAGCGUAGCUUCUCCUGGACAGUCUCAGAAGUAUUUGACUUCAGUGCUUUCACCUUCAUUCAUGCAAGCUUCCCAUUCGCAAAGCUAUCAAAACUCCCAGCCCAAUCUAGAAAGAACACCCUCCUACAGCAAACCAAAAUCUGAUUCUGACCUUCUCUCCACUGAAAGGACAGAUGAUGAAGACUUCCUCAUUCAGCACCUACUACAGUCGCAAAGUCCUCCCCGGGUCUCUUCUGAAAGCCUUGAGUGUGAGGAAAGAUCAAGUAAAUCAAUGGGCUAUGAAAUGAGUAAAACAGAGGAAAGGUAUCACCUACAAAGUGUUAUAAGGACUAAUUCAAACUUGGACAACCAAGGGUUGGAGUUGUCUUUACAGAGCUUAAAAGACAAGAAAAAAAGUGAUCGCCACAAGGAGUAUUCUAACACAAGGUCAACUCCAGAGUCUUUAGGAACAUCUGUUGUUCAUUAUAGUCACCAGACAGGCCCCAUGGAUUCUUUCACUCAGGACAUCAAAAAGUCAGUAGACCAUUUACCACACAUGGACACCUCAAAUAAAGACUUAAACUCUGCUCAUUCAUACAUGCAAAAGACCCCAGAACAUGCGUCGCAAGCGCACAGAAUGGUGGCCGAGAGUCAGUCCAUGGAGACUCACAACAUGCUCCAAAGCCAGCAAGGCACUCCAAUGAUGAUGGAUAACUCUCCUGAUCUGCCAAUGUCUCUUACCCACCAGCCGACCACUCAACAGUCGCAACUACUGCAAUCUGUUCUCACUCAUACCCAGAGUCAGCUGCAGGCGCAUCAGAGAAAAGUACAGUCAUCAAUGGAUGUACACCUUAUGGAACCACAGAGGAUCCAAGCUGAAGCACAAUCCCCACAGCUACAAAUGCAGCUGCAGUCACAGGCAUUGGAAGCCCAUUUACAGUCACAACAAAUGCAUGUUCGCUCACAGUCUAUGGAGGUACACUCUCGUUCCCAAUCAAUAGAGGCACAGCUGAUGGAUUCCCACCAGAUGCAAUCAGACCAACAAUCCCCUCAGCUCCAGGCACAACUUCAGUCAGAACGCAUGCAAGCAGAGAUGCAGCCCGAGAGGAUGCAAGCAUCCCUUCAAUCAGAGGGUAUGGAGGUACAUCCUCAGAAUGACGCCAUGCAGGCAUUAUCCCGGUCUCAAGAAAUGCAGGACUUUCUUGAACCUGACCUGAACUUGGAAUCACACUUGGGACAGACUGGUUCUGUGCAGGGUCAGCAACACCUUAUGUCUGAUGGCGGAGACCCCAUGCGUUUAGAUCAAGAGUCCUCCUCUCAGCAGGUGCCUCAAACUCAGAUGGAGCCUAAGGAUCAGUUUGACAGCCCGAGUCCUCAAGGAUCAAAGCAGCGGUUUGUUCCUCUGACAUCUAUCUGCUUUCCCGAUUCGCUUUUGCAAGAUGAGGAGAGAAGUUUUUUUCCUGGCAUGGAGGAUAUGUUCUGUCAGCAAUCUUGUGGUAAUGAUGAGUUCCCCAAGUCCAGCUGUGGUGACGAUGGCUCUCAAAGCAUGGACAGAAAUGAGGCCAUGAAAAACAGCUAUGAGAUGAUGCAGUCUAGCCAAGGUUAUUCUGGUUACUGCACCUCUGAAAAUAAUGACAAUCAACAAAAUGUUCACUUGGGUCUGGACUCUGUAUCUGUAAAGCAUGAGCUGCCAUCUACGGUCAACACAGAACAAUUAGGACUAAUUCAGUCUAGUCAUGGUCAGCAGUCAUCAGAAGUAAAACCUGGCCUAACCUCACCCAUUUUCUGUUCUUCCAAGCCCAAAAAGCUUCUCAAGACCUCAUCUUUCCACCUGCUAAAGAAGAGAGAACCCUCUUUCCAGCCUCCCAAGAAAAACUAUGCUCAGGAGUAUGAGUUUGAAGACGAUGAAGACAAGGAGGAUGUCCCUGCUGAUAUAAGAUUAAACAGUCGUAGAUUACCUGAUCUUCUCCCAGAUCUUAUCUCUAGCUGUCGUACUCGGCCAAACAUAAGCCCAAUGGGUGACAUUGACUUCUGUCCACCCAAUAACAUGGAUGGACCAAAGAGACGUGGCCGGAAGCCCACAAAACCUAAAAGAGAGGGCCCCCCCAGGCCCAGAGGACGACCAAGGAUCAGGCCUCUGGUAGAACCACAUGUUUUAGGUCAUGAUGGUAUUAGAAAGCCUCGUGGAAGAGGUAGAGGGAGAGGCAGGAGAAUAGCAGAUGAGGGAAGGGAAAGUAUGCCAAUGGAACCCCUGAAACCACUAAAGAUCAAACUGCAAGUGCCAAAAGGGAACGAUACUUUGCAGAUGGAUCAAGCUGAGAUGCUUCCUCCUCCCCAGGAGAAUGCUUUGGACAACAGCCAGACACGGGAGAAGAUCAAACAGAAGAUCAAAGAGGUUGAAGAAAAGCAACCAGAAAUAAAAUCUGGCUUUAUGGCCUCCUUUUUGGACUUCUUAAAGUCAGGCAAGAGGCAGCAGCUGCCCACAGCCAACACCAGCCCUUCAAAGAACCGUCCACCCUCUGCCCAGCAGGCUUCACAGGCUUCCUUUGGGAUGGCCUCUCAAAUGCUUUCUGGAACUCUAGACUCGACAGAGAGUGACAGUCUGGUUAUGAGUUGCACCAGCCCUUGUAAAAGGUUGGAUGAUGAGCUGAAGCGGAAUCUGGAAACCCUACCUUCCUUUUCUUCUGAUGAGGAGGACUCUGUCAGCAAAAACCAAGAUCUGCAAAAGAGUAUCUCCUCAGCCAUCUCUGCUCUCUAUGAUCCUACUGACCGCAAGGAAGCAGAAAGUACAGCCCCCACAGUGGUAGAGGAAAAGGUGUCCAGCCCUGUACCGUCUGAACCUUCAUCACAUCCAGAACCACCAGUUGCGGUCUCACCACCAUCUCCUCAAGAGGCACCAGCUCCAUCACCUCCUCCUCCUCCUCCACCCCCACCACCACCUCCACCCCCACCAGAAGAACCUCCUGCCCAGUCUUCCCCUGAACAGGAAGAGCCAGAAGAUACUAGACCUCUACACCUGGCCAAAAAGCAGGAGACUGCUGCAAUUUGUGGGGAGACUGAUGAGGAAGACGUUGAAAGCAGCGGUGAGGGUAUCUUCCGGGAAAGAGAUGAGUUUGUUAUUCGAGUGGAGGACAUUCAGGCGCUAAAGCUUGCUCUGCAAACCGGACGAGAGCCACCUCCAAUCUGGCGGGUUCAGAAAGCUUUAUUGCAAAAAUUCACUCCGGAAAUCAAAGAUGGACAGCGCCAGUUCUGUGCCACCAGCAACUAUUUGGGAUACUUUGGUGAUGCAAAAAACCGGUACCAGCGACUGUAUGUCAAGUUCCUUGAAAAUAUCAACAAAAAGGACUAUGUGAGAGUAUGUUCCAGAAAGCCGUGGCAUCGUCCUCUGCAAAACAUAAGAAGGCAAAGCCAGACAAAAGCCCCCGGCGCAAAGAGUCCUGUGGCCGUUUCUAAGCCAGAAAAGUGUGAGAAGCUAGAUCGCGCAAUUAAAAUAGACCUUAAUACGCGGCCAGAAAAGUCUGAGACAGGAGAGAAGCUAGAGAAGAUGGACAGAGUGGAGAGACCUGAUAACGCAGAACAAGAGGAGACAGUUGAAAAAUUUGAGACCGUUCACCAAUCAGAAAGAGCAAAUACAGGGGAAGAGCUUGAACAGCAAAGCCUAGCGGUCAGUAUAGCAAAGGAUGAAGCUAAUGGAGAUAUUGAUAAGGAAGAAAAGAUUGAUGCAGUGGAACAGACUGAGACCUUGCUUCCAAAUGAGAAGGAAGAACUUGUUGAGGAUGGUGACAUUUCUGAGCCAUUAGGGAUGAAAGAUAAAAAUGGUCAUAUGGUUAAGUUUGAGAAGGCUGAGCCAGUGGCCAAGGCAGAAAAGACUGAGCAGAUGUCAAAACCAGACAAAACAGAACCAGUGGUCAAGGCUGAGAAAGCGGAGCCGGUGGCAAAACUGGAAAAAACCGACACUGCUGUAAAAACGGAUAAGAGUGCCCAUGUGGCAAGGCCUGAAAAACAAGAACUCAUUUUGAAGCCCGAGAAGGUGCCUCCUGCUGUAAAGCCUGAAAAGUUGGAACCGGGUUUAAAGCCUGAAAAGGUUACCACAGUCAGUAGGCAAGAGAAGACAGAGCGUUCCGCAAAGCCAGAAAAAGGUUCCUCAUCUGCAAGACAAGAAAAGGCGGAGCGCAUUGUAAAAGCAGAGAAAGGUACGCCAAUGGCAAGGCAGGAAAAGACUGAACCGGUUGUAAAACCUGCAGCAGUGAUAAGGCAAGAGAAGACUGAAGCUGUGGUAAAAGUAGAAAAAAGUGCAACAGCUAACAAGCAUGAAAAGGCUGAACUUGUUAAAUCGGAGAAGUUGGAGACUGCUCGAAAGGCGCAAAAAGCUGAAUGUACAGAGAAGACCUCUUUACCAGCAGAAAAGUCAUUGAAAGACGAGUUACUGGAAGCACCUGAGAAAGAGGACUUGAUGAAAAAGACAGAGAAAGCUGAGACACCCAGUCGAGUUGAACAAAAUGAAGCAACAAAGAAACCAACUAAGUCAGAACUGAUGGAACAAACUAUAAAAGUUGAAGCAGUAAAGAGAACCGAGAGACAGUUAUCCCAAGACAGAGGAAUGAGGCAUGAUAGAGGGGAAAAAUCCUCAAAGGUGGACAAGGCUGCAAAGACCGACCGUUCCGAAAAAACUAGGAAGAUGGAGCGUUUGGAGAAACCAAGCAGGGUAGAAAGAGUAGAUCGAUCCCCUAGGUCACCCAGAUCACCCAGGCCAGAUAAAAUAGAUAAAACAAGAGUGGAGAGGCCUGAAAAAACUACUAGGCCUGAGAGAUCUUCUAAAACUUCCAGGACAGAUAGGGCUUCAAAAAUGGACAAGUCAGAGAGACCUGAAAAAAUGCCCAAGUUAGAAAGGGUCGAAAAAUCCCCAAAGCUUGAAAGAAUUGCGAAGAAUGACAGAGCUGAGAAAAUUGAGAAACCCAUGAAAGCUGAAAAAAUUGAGAAACCCGUGAGAGCUGAAAAAAUUGAGAAACCCUUGAGAUCUGAGAAAAUUGAGAAACCCAUGAGAGCUGAGAAAGUUGAGAAACCUGUGAGAGCUGAGAAAGUUGAAAAACAUGCAAGAGUGGAAAAAGUUGAGAAAGUAGAACCACCGCCUCCUAAAGUUGCUCUGAAACCUAAGCAGAAACACGCAAAAGUGAAGGCUGAGCCACCACCAAAGAAGAGGAAAAAAUGGCUGAAAGAGGUGGCUUCGUCUUCUGAUUCAGACUCUUCCCCUGACCAGCAGAGUGAAGAAGAGCGCGUUCCUGUGGGCCGUGUGUUAAAUACAAGAGCCAUGAAGGAGAUGUACCGAAGCUACAUAGAAAUGUUGGUCAGCACUGCUCUAGACCCGGAUAUGAUACAGGCAUUGGAAGAUACUAGUGACGAACUUUACCUUCCACCCAUGAGGAAAAUUGAUGGCAUUGUAAACGAACAUAAGAAGAAGGUUCUGAAAAAGAUCUCCCUGAGCUCAUCCAUUCAGGAGGCACUUCACACGUUUCCGCAGCUAAAUAGUGAUUCAGGGGACUCUAUUGUCAGGAUAAAACCUUGUGGGGAGCCCUACAACAGAAAAACUCUCAACAAGUUAAAAAAGAAUGUAGCCAAGCCACAGGAAUUUAAGGUGGAUGCUGAGAAAUCACUUUAUUACUCCCUGUACCAUUCCUUGCAUCACUACAAGUACCACAUCUUCCUACGUUGCAAGCAAGAGACCAACGCCAUAGAAGAACAGAACGAUGACCUGGGGCAAGAAGAGGUCGUUCAGCAGUGCAUGAGGAACCAACCGUGGCUCGAAAAACUCUUCGAUUCCUUCAUUGACCUACUCACACAAGCGCAGAACAAGUGCGCGUGACCAGGCCACGUGACGCUUAUCAGAGUAGACGAAACAGAAAGAAAACCUGUUCACGUGGAUUCUAAUCACAAGCUGAAAACUAGUGACUCAAAAGAUGAGAGGGGAGGGAGACAUACCAGGCAGGAAAUGCAAAGGAAUUGCAAAGUAUUCUUCCCUGGACUUUGUUGCCACAGCAACGAGCUAUAAGGGGAAUAAGAUGACGUAAGUUUUGCAGGCCUCAACUAGACUUUCAGGCCUCGGGCUUCUAGCAGUGAAGCUUCUGAUAGUGAAACAUGGUGAUCCUCUCUUUCUCUUGACUUCUGUCUUCUUCCUCUGUUCUUUACCUUUUCUCUCCAGCAGAGAUGGGUUUUUGCUCAAUGUACGUUGUUUUAUUUUCCUUUAGCUCCUCAUGCCAUACCCAUCAAUACAGUACAAAGGAUUAUAGGCCUUGCCUUCUGCUCAGACCUGCUUCCAAUGACUGACCUAUUCUGACAGAAGCAGGCAGGCUGGCAUUUCGGCCCUUAUUAUUUAUUGGGAAGCAUGCGUGUAUGUGUUGUGCGUGUGUAAGAGUCAGAAUAUUUUGUCGGCUGGGGCAAUGGGCAUUUUAGAUUUUUGGAUUAACAAAUCUUUUCAGCGAUGAGGGUAACAUGCCACAAAAUGUCAGAUGAUCCCAUUUCAGGGCCGAUUUCAGUUUGGCCACACACUAAAUUUCUUUCUGGAAAGAAAAGCAUUGGAGAUUUUAUUUUCUAAAACCUUAUGUCACAGCCUGUGUAUUGGCUUUGUGUCUGCAAAUAUUUUGUCUCUUGCUAAGCAUAUCUUUUCACCUAUUGGAUACUAACUUUUGACCCAAAAGACACCAUUCCACAAAAAGUUUUUUUUUUUCGUUUAACUUUUUGACAGAAAGUCAGGAGAUAUUUAAGUGAGAUUUGCUAAAUAUGGCGAGUCUGGGCAAAAAGGCGAAAUUAUAUAUCUGGCAAAAUAGAUAUACUGACAAAAAGGUCCCAUUUGUUGCCAAUGGUUGUAGCAAAAUCCGGGAGAGUUCCUGCUGCUUCAUUUUAGGAAUAAAGUACAGGGUAGAAAUAUACCUACAACUAUUCUCUCCAAAGAUAUCCAAUAAAUUGGAAAAGAUAACAAAUGGUACCAUACCUGUGUGCUGCAGUAUUAGUUAUCAGAAGCUUUAUAGCCUCUUGCCAACAAAGUAAUAAAGGUUUGUUAAUCCAA
Messenger RNA from Pseudophryne corroboree (corroboree frog), 9136 nucleotides. It is a transcript of the gene PRR12, whose product is annotated as proline rich 12. Lineage: Eukaryota; Metazoa; Chordata; Amphibia; Anura; Myobatrachidae. The record is from RefSeq and is a predicted model, not a curated record. The transcript is spliced from 14 exons. Bases 368 to 7936 code for a protein of 2522 amino acids.